Messenger RNA from Drosophila sulfurigaster albostrigata, 871 nucleotides. Its product is annotated as UPF0235 protein C15orf40 homolog. Bases 135 to 548 code for a protein of 137 amino acids. The record is from RefSeq and is a predicted model, not a curated record. Lineage: Eukaryota; Metazoa; Arthropoda; Insecta; Diptera; Drosophilidae. Gene Ontology annotation, cellular component: cytoplasm. The transcript has a single exon.
GAACGUGUAUGAGCCACACGCAACUGUCAAGCAGCUGCUCAUAUACUACACGAGUGCAGCGUCGUCUACGUCUAGUCAACAAUUGUUUUGUAAAACAAUGUUUGUGAAAUUAAAUUCGUAAAAUAAGAAAUCUAAUGCGGCGCAUUUAUACCGCGGCCUACGCACACAUUAUGUCAAAAAAUAAGGGGAAAGGAAAAUCAGCGACUGCUGCCAAUGUCACAGUGGCACCGGCAGCAACAAACACACCGGUCACACUGGACAAGAGUGGCAACAUUGCCAUUAAAAUAUUGGCCAAACCGGGCGCCAAGCAAAACGGGAUAACCGACAUAGGUUUGGAAGGCGUUGGUGUCCAGAUUGCAGCGCCACCCAGUGAAGGAGAAGCCAAUGCUGAGCUGGUGAAAUUCCUAUCAAAAGUCUUAGGGCUUCGCAAAAGUGACGUCUCCCUUGACAAAGGUUCCCGGUCGCGUAACAAAGUGAUACUCAUCAGCAAAGGCGUCUCAACGGUGGAGACGAUAGAACAGUUGUUGCAAAAGGAAUGCGAUUCAUAGACAAACCAUAUUUCUCUGCUUACCCAUUAAUAUUGGCAACACAGUAAAUAAAAUACAUAAUUUUGAUUCAAACAUAAUUUGCUUGUUUAAUUUGUAGUUUUUUUUUAUCAUCGAUCAUCCAACCUUAUUACAUAUUCCAUUUUUUUAUAUCUAAUGUGUAUGUAGUCUUUGUAUUUUUGUUUUUCAUUACAUAAAUUACUUGGAUGCUAAAUUAGAAAUUUCUUAUAAACGACAACUGCUCUCUUAGUGAAUGAUUAUUGGAUCCUAACAUUACAUAUGUUGCUUGUAUUUGUUUAUGUAAAUGUUUGUUUUUAUGUAAAUGA